Messenger RNA from Harpegnathos saltator (Jerdon's jumping ant), 1970 nucleotides. RefSeq lists its product as uncharacterized. The transcript has 9 exons. NCBI's taxonomy places the organism in Eukaryota, Metazoa, Arthropoda, Insecta, Hymenoptera, Formicidae. Gene Ontology annotation, molecular function: olfactory receptor activity; odorant binding. Gene Ontology annotation, biological process: detection of chemical stimulus involved in sensory perception of smell; sensory perception of smell. The coding region runs from base 580 to 1791 and encodes 403 amino acids. The record is from RefSeq and is a predicted model, not a curated record. Gene Ontology annotation, cellular component: plasma membrane.
UAAUCACAAAUGUCGAGAUGCGCCAAGUAUUAGUGCGGUUCGACCGUUGAAUAUAGCUAUAACUUUAACAAUGUUAGUGUAUCCGUGUGUACGCUAAAUUUUUUUAGCACUAGCAACCGUAAGACGAUACCGCACGUUAGUAGAGCUUACUUCACUGACGAUAACUUCACAGUUGACAUGUCAAACUUGAAUCAAAUGAGAGUGACAUUCUCUCGCAGACCAAACGUGUCGUACAAAUACUUGCGACGCAAUGAACCAACAGAAAGAGUGACUACGCUUGCGCGAACUAUGGUCAACAAGUCGUCUCACGAAUGUUAUUUCGUGAGAAAUUACACAUGUUGAAUUUUUUCCGUGUUAUGUCAAUAGCCUAAUCGUAGGCGAUUUCAUCCUGACAAAGUCAUUAAAAUACAAGUGUUACGGUCUCACGAAGGAGUAUAUUGCGCCGUGUCAUAUCACUUAUGUUGAAUAAUGCAAUUUACGUUCGAAUUUAUAGUAGGCGAGACGGAAAUUAUAUAAUUCACGAUCGAUCGUCCAGGAGGAAGGACAUGUACAAAUUUUUGUCAACUUUAUCGCGGUCAGAUGUGUCUCGAUGUUCGUAAAGAAAUGAUUAAUAUCGAGUCUCAACAUUUUAGCCUUAAUCGGAUUCUUUUGCUCGCGGUGGGCUUGUGGCCUUACCAGCGCACGAAAUUCGUUCGAUUACGAGUCGUCUUACUUUUUAGCAUUCUAAUUGGGUUUAUUGUAUUUCAGCUUACACCGUUUAUGACCGUACAACUUUCUCUUAACCUUGUUGUUAAAGUUUUCUCUACCAUGUUAUUACUCGCUACUUUUGCGAUUAAAUACAACUCAUUUUUAGUUAACAUCCGAAACGUAAAGUAUUUAAUGGAGCAACUUCAGUGUAUAUGUGAUGAAUUGAGAGAUGAGAACGAAAUUGCUAUUUUAGAAAAAUAUGGCCGAGAUGCGAAACGUUAUACAAUUAAUAUUUUACUUUUGACCGCAACCAGUCUAGUUAUUCUUAUUGUCCAACCACUCGGGCGAUGCAUUUAUAAUAUUCUACCGUUUACAAACGGGUCUCGAUCAUAUUGCACCGUACCGAUUAUAACUGAAUAUUUCAUCGAUCAAGAAAAAUAUUUUUAUAUUAUUAUACUGCAUAUGAGUGCAGCUUUUUCUAUAGGAACGAUUAUAUUGAUAGCAACAGGAACAUGGCUGGUAGUGUCUCUUAAACAUGCUUGCGGUAUAUUCAAGAUUGCCAGUUACCGCAUUGAACGGGCGAUAACAAAUAACUCUUUGAAGAAUAACAAUCUGAAGAACAAGAUUACGAUUUAUAAAAGAAUAAUUUAUGCAGUAGAAAUUCAUCGCAAAGCCAUGCAGUUCGCAGGAAAUGUAAUAAAUAAGUUUGACAGUACAUUCUUCUUUUUAAUUACCUGUGGUGUGGCUUGCUUAAGUUUUAAUCUUUUCCGCAUCUUUCAGAUAAUGUCGUUUAGAAAAAAUAUGGAGGAAAUGAUAUUACAUCUUUUGUUAGGAAUUGUCAUUAUUAUAUAUAUGUUUUUAGCCAACUAUGCCGGACAGGAAAUUACUGAUCAUAAUAAUCACGUAUAUCUUACAGCGUACAACGUUUGCUGGUACAUAGCACCUUUACAUGUGCAGAAACUGAUUUUAUUUCUAUUGCAAAGAGGAAGUAAAACAUUCAGCCUGACCGUAGGCGGCUUGUUUACAGCAUCCUUGGAGUGUUUCGCUUCGUUGGCGAGUGCGUCGGUAUCAUACUUUACCGUUAUGUAUUCUAUGCAACAGUGAUAUAGUCAUCAUUCAAUAUCGUAAUAUAGUAGGUAAAUGUUAAAAAAGCAUUCGUAAAAAAAACGUAGUUCAUGAAUUUUGCAUGAACGCUACAGUUGAAUAAACUUACGCAAGAUACAUUUCGAUUUUUUAACUCGUUAAUGCUACUUAUUGUGUGGGCCAUUUAUUGGAUACCUUUA